GAGAAGAGCUCCAGUGGUCCGCCCUCCCCAAGCUGCCAGCCUCCUGGAGGUGUCCCGCCGCCACCAAGAGGGAACCUGAGCACCGUCAGUCUGAACACAGUGUCGCAGCCACGGACCAACAAGUUCACUAGAGGACACGCCCCCAGAGCACCGCUGGUGCUGCCCAGACACAAGUCGGUGGUGGUUUCGCUCAAUGAUUCAGACGACAGUGACUCGGAUGUGGAUGCCUGCAGCUCCACACAGACGGUGUUCGGAGGACUGGAGUUCAUGAUCAAAGAAGCCAGGAGGACGGUGGAGGCAGCGAAGCCUAAAGGGGCCUCGGGAUCUGAGAAGGAGAACAACCCCGUCAGAACUCCAGAGGCUUUACCUGAAGCAAAAAAGGCAGAGUACCGUCAGCUCAAAGAGGAAAUCGCCAGCAGAGAAAAGCAGAAGAUGUUGAAGGAUCAGAGUCCUUGGAGCUCCAGCUCUGCUCUGAUCGAGUCUGCGAUCAAUCCAUCAGCGAGAAUGACAGUGGAGGCGAAGCUGAGUGAGGUCGAGCAGAGAUUCAACAAGAACAGGGAGCUGCUGCAGAGAGAUGAGGCCGUGCUCAGACAUCUGUUGCAGCAGGAGCUGAAGAAGAAAGAGUCUCUGAAGGCUGCUGAGGCCAAAGUCAUCAAAUUGAGGGAGCAGCUGCAGGCCUCAGAGAAGAUUGUCAGUGCCAACAAGACACUCCUCAAGAAGCUGCAGGAACAGGUGCAUCGUGUUGAACAUCGGGUGUCCAUCAAGAAGAGUCUGGCUGUCAGGUUGGAGCAGGAACUGGCCCAGGCUAAACUGGCAGCUGGACGGGGAUCCAAACGCAGAUCAGACACCAACCAGACCCCUCUCAGUAAACUGCAGCGGGUGGACGCUGCUCCUCGUGGCUCAGAGCGUCACUUUGCUGAGCUGAUCGCACAGAAGCAGUGGCUGCAGCAGCUGGAGUCUGAAUACGCUCUGAAGAUCCAGAGGCUGAAGGAGGCCCAGGCGCUGCGUAACAAAGGAGUCUCAUCAGAGCCGCCACCACGAGCCCCCACCCCUCCAGAACCGCAGGCCCAGAUCCCACCGCCCUCCAGUCCCUUCCCUCUACCCCAGCCUUCCCUGCACGAUCUCACCCAGGAUAAACUCACGCUAGACAGCGAAGACGUAGCUGAGGUUGACGAACCAGAACCUGCACCUGCCACCGCCACUGCUGCUAGAGGCCCCCGCCGACACUCGCUCCGUCAGUCCAGCUGCUCUUUCACCAAACCCAACCUGGAGCAGCUGAGCUCCACACCGUCUAAAGACAGCAGCUCCAAACCUGCCAAGACUUCGGGCAGCUGCGAGGCUCCUGCAGAGAUGUUUACAGGGCUGGACCUGGAUGCUCUUAAGCUCCGUCACCGGCAGCAGGCACGACUCGGAGAGCUCCUGCAGAGCGAGCUGCACAAACUGGGACAGCACAUUGACAACGCCCCCAGUGGACAGGCAAUCACUAUGGAGGUGGACACGACAACAAGUCCAUUAGGAAGUCCAGAACUGAAACCUGUUCCCUUUGGACCAUACCACAGUCCACUACUGGUUUUCAAGUCGUACAGGUUCAGUCCGUAUUACAGGACCAAGGAGAAGUUAUCGCUGAGCUCUGUCACGUACAGCAACACAAUCGAGCCCAGGAAGUGCUUCUGUCGGUUCGAUCUCACAGGAACCUGCAACGACGACGACUGCAGAUGGCAGCACAUGAGAAACUGCUCUCUUACAGCCAACCAACUCUUCCAGGAUAUUCUGUCGUACAGUUUGUCUCUGAUUGGCUGUUCUGAGAGCAGCUCGGACGACAACGUCGGUAUCGCCACAGAGAAAUACAUUAAGAAGCUGUUUGGCACAAACAAAGAUCGUAUGGGUGUCGAUCAGAAGGCCGUCCUCCUCGUCAGCAAAGUCAACGAGAGCAAACGACACGUUCCUCCGUUCACCACCUGUAAAGACGUGAGGAGGUGGAGGCCGAAGCCGUCGGCGCAGAGUGGACUCGGCCCUGAAGACGACAGCGAGCAUGAGGCGGCACCCGGAAACAUCACACCUGGAAGAUUCG
Molecule: messenger RNA, 2071 nt
Organism: Paralichthys olivaceus (Japanese flounder)
Lineage: Eukaryota; Metazoa; Chordata; Actinopteri; Pleuronectiformes; Paralichthyidae
Source: RefSeq, a predicted model, not a curated record